Lycium barbarum (goji berry) is the source of this 621-nucleotide messenger RNA. RefSeq lists its product as uncharacterized. Lineage: Eukaryota; Viridiplantae; Streptophyta; Magnoliopsida; Solanales; Solanaceae. The record is from RefSeq and is a predicted model, not a curated record. The coding region runs from base 1 to 621 and encodes 206 amino acids. The transcript is spliced from 2 exons.
AUGGGACAUGGGCGGAACUCUUCAAAAUCCACGCCAAGUCCCACAUUGGAGUCCGGGAAAGAAAAGGUGUCCAAAACAGAUGCUGAAAAAGAGUUAUGGUCGACUCUUGAUGCCACGGUUCUUCAAUGGAUUUAUGCUACCAUCUCUACCGACCUAUUGCAUACUAUCCUUGAACCCGACUCCACGGCCAUGGAAGCUUGGAAUAGGCUGCGUGACAUAUUCCAAGACAACAAAAAUUCUCGAGCUGUCACUCUUGAGCAUGAAUUUUCUCACACUAAUAUGGAGGAUUUUCCUAAUACUUCCGCGUAUUGCCAACGACUCAAGAUUCUAUCUGAUCAACUCAAGAACGUCGGUGCUCCAGUCUCCAAUAACCGCCUCGUCCUUCAAAUGCUUUCCACUGGAUCCACUAAUGACAUGAUUGCUUGGGAUUCCGACGAUAAUCCUUCUUCUGGAAAUAACCACCCAAACCGUCAGAAUAACAGUGGUAAAAAACAUCAAAACCGCAGCAACAAUGGUGGAAAGAACAGUGGCAGAGGCGGUGGCAAUAGGGGCAACAACAACCGAAACAGUGGUGGUUUCGGUGGUGGACGCGGCAGCUGGCAGCAGCACCACAACCAGUAG